GCAAGAGAGAGACCUGACUCUGUUAGAGAGAGAAAAACUCACUGUCAAAAUACACGGCUGAUUUCCGGCGACCGGCGACUCUAGCCCUUCUUAUUGGUGGUUUUAUCCAACGACUGGCAAAACUAAACCAAACCGACGGAAGUUUUAAGGUUACGCCAUUUUUUCCGGUGGCGUUUGUUUCGCACGGCGAGAGAGAUCGCUGUUUUUGCUACUUCCUCUGGAGAUUAUCUGGAGAGAGAUUUGGUGUUUCGAGUGCUUGAAUUUGUCUUUUGUUUUCUUCUUUACGGCCUGAAUUUAGAACUUACUAUGGUGGAGAUGGAGUGGCCCGGGAGUCUUGAUGAAUACUCCAAGCUUAUCAAUCGGAUGAACACUCCCAGGGUUGUGAUCGACAAUGCCGUUUGUGAAACUGCGACUCUGGUGAAGGUUGACAGUGCUAGAAGACAUGGGAUCCUCCUGGAAGCUGUCCAAGUGUUGACGGACUUGAACCUUUCAAUUCAGAAAGCUUACAUCUCCUCAGAUGGAAUAUGGUUCAUGGAUGUUUUUCAUGUGACUGACCUUGAUGGAAAUAAAUUAACCGACGAGGGCGUUAUUAGCUACCUUGAAGAGUCGCUUGCAACGAUUCGCUGUGGCAAACCUGCCGCCUCAAAUGACUUGACCGCCCUGGAGCUAACCGGGACAGACCGAGUCGGUCUUCUUUCUGAAGUAUUUGCAGUUUUGGCUGAACUUCAAUGCGAUGUUGUCGAGGCCAAAGUGUGGACUCACAAUGGCCGAAUAGCUUCCUUAAUAUACGUCAAGGACUGUAAUUCUGGUUCCCCUAUCAAAGACUCCCAGAAAAUAGACACCAUUGUUGGACGUUUGAGGAAUGUUCUGAAAGGAGACGAUGAUAUUCUUUAUGCCAAGACUUCGGUCGCGAUGACAGUCACUCAUACUGAAAGAAGGUUACACCAAAUGAUGUUUGCUGAUCGGGACUAUGAAAGGAAGCCUGUCCUUCAGCAUAGUGAGGAUUCACCUGUAGUGACAGUUCAGAAUUUGGUGGAAAGGGGUUACUCAGUUGUGAAUGUCCAAUGUAAAGAUCGAAUGAAGCUGUUAUUUGAUGUCGUUUGCACGAUGACUGACAUGGAUUAUGUAGUUUUCCACGGUACCGUUGCUACAACAAGUCAUAGAGCAUAUCUGGAAUUUUACAUCAGACACACUGAUGGAACUCCAAUUAGUUCUGAGGCUGAACGACAGCGUGUCAUCCAAUGCUUACAAGCUUCAGUAGAGAGAAGGACAUCACGGGGUGUGAGAUUGGAAUUACGCACAACCGACAGGCCAUGUCUCUUAGCAGAUGUUACCAGAACGUUUAGAGAGAAUGGUUUAAAUGUUACAAGAGCAGAAGUAUCCACUUCGGCAGACGUAGCUCUAAACCUCUUCUACGUAACCGAUGGACAUGGGAGUGCUGUAGAUACAAAAACCAUCGACUCUGUUCGGGAGAAAAUUGGGAUGAGUAGCUUGAAAGUAAAGGAAUUACCAUUGAUAUCUCAACAAAAGACAGAAGGGGAGGAGCAAGGUGCGGGUGUUGGUGGGGCUGUUUUGUUAUCUCUUGGGAGCAUAUUAAGAAGGAAUCUGUACAACUUGGGAUUGAUCAGGUCAUACUCGUAGAGGCAUAGAGCAUGAAAAGGAAAAGAAAAAACGAAAUGAGUUAUUGAAAGAUUUGUCCAUAUGUCUACUUUUCCCUUAGCAUAUUCUUUGCUUGAAGUUUGAGCAUAUAAUGUACAUAAAAGAAUCAACAUUUGAAGGAAAAGAAAGGGUGGGUACUUUGAUGAUAGUAAUUGUUUUAAGUUGGUUUGGUUGGUGGAAUUGUAUCUGGUGGAGAGAAGAGAGAAGAAAGUUAAAUGGGUAAAGAGUACUGUUUAUAGGUCUGCCUUCUGCUGGUAGCUAGCUGGAGGACCAAUGUUUGGUGAGAAGAUAUGGGUUGUAUACAGCUUAACACAUUGUACAUAACAGCCUUUUUUAAGUACUUGAAAUCAAUGUUGACUUUUCUCUC
Molecule: messenger RNA, 2026 nt
Organism: Benincasa hispida (wax gourd)
Lineage: Eukaryota; Viridiplantae; Streptophyta; Magnoliopsida; Cucurbitales; Cucurbitaceae
Gene: ACR7
Product: ACT domain repeat 7
Source: RefSeq, a predicted model, not a curated record